Serpula lacrymans var. lacrymans S7.9 is the source of this 243-nucleotide messenger RNA. RefSeq lists its product as uncharacterized. The record is from RefSeq and is a predicted model, not a curated record. Lineage: Eukaryota; Fungi; Basidiomycota; Agaricomycetes; Boletales; Serpulaceae. The coding region runs from base 1 to 243 and encodes 80 amino acids. The transcript has a single exon.
AUGUUGUUUCUGAACACGAAUGGUAUCAAAAAUAUCAUAAAUGGGAGGAAUGAGGGUUGGAUCACCGAUAUUCUUAAUGCUAACGACAGAUCGGAUCAUAAUGGACGCGCGAUUAAAGUACGCUUGGGGGUACAUGGCGAUGAAGACAGAGGAGGUUUGGAUAAGGACAUACAGGUUCACGGUAACUUUGUAUUACCUAUGUUGUGGGAGGAGAUGUGGGCAGAAACUAUCGGGUGGGAGUAA